Molecule: messenger RNA, 2171 nt
Organism: Ipomoea triloba (trilobed morning glory)
Lineage: Eukaryota; Viridiplantae; Streptophyta; Magnoliopsida; Solanales; Convolvulaceae
Product: protein CfxQ homolog
Exons: 7
Coding region: 299-1738 (479 amino acids)
Molecular function (GO): ATP binding; protein binding; ATP hydrolysis activity
Source: RefSeq, a predicted model, not a curated record
UCAAAACUAAGCUGGCAAGCAAUUGGCAGCCAGCCAAGGCCAGGCAACCGAAGAAAUUUCCCUUUUUUUCUCCUAUCUUACAUUUCUUUUUCUUUUCUUUUCAUUUCGUUUCCACACUCGCCUGACCACCCAUGACUUGUUUGUCGAAAUUCCUCUGACAACUGACAACCCCCAAUUCCACCCUCCGGCCACCCUUCCCCCAGAAACGCCGCUUAAACCUCUGUCGGCAAGGCCUCCAUUCUUGCUUUUGUUGAUUUUUCAUUGGGGGAGAAGAAGCUAACAGGAAACGAGGAAAAUAAUGCAGAGGGCUAGGGAUCAGAGGUCAAAGUCUUCCAGACCCACAACAAUCCAUGGGUUUGCUCAAUCUGGGGAUCUCAAUGCCUUCCACAAGAUGCUUAAUGACAACCCUUCUCUCCUCAAUGAACGUAACCCCGUUAUGGCACAGACACCACUUCAUGUUUCUGCUGGUUACAAUAAUAUUGAGAUUGUUAAACUUUUGCUUGGUUUCCAAGGCCCAGAAAAGGUGGAGUUGGAAGCAAAGAACAUGUAUGGGGAGACGCCAUUGCACAUGGCUGCUAAGAAUGGAUGUAAUGAAGCUGCAAAGUUGCUUCUCUCUCAUGGGGCUCUUGUUGAAGCCAGAGCAAAUAAUGGGAUGACUCCAUUGCACCUUGCUGUUUGGCACUCAAUUCGAGUCGAAGACUAUUCAACAGUGAAGACAUUGUUGGAGCAUAAUGCUGAUUGUAGUGUCAAAGACAAUGAGGGAAUGACUCCCUUAAAUCAUCUCUCUCAAGGCCCUGGAAAUGAAAAAUUGCGAGAACUUCUUCAUAAACAUCUUGAGGAGCAGCGAAGACGUAAAGCCCUCGAAGCAUGCGGUGAAACCAAGGCAAAAAUGGAUGAACUUGAAAAUGAACUAUCAAAGAUAGUGGGCUUACAUGAGCUAAAAGUGCAACUCCGAAAAUGGGCCAAGGGGAUGCUACUGGAUGAGAGGCGUCAGGCCCUGGGACUGAAAGUUGGUGCAAGAAGACCACCUCACAUUGCUUUCCUUGGAAACCCUGGAACUGGAAAAACAAUGAUAGCUCGAGUACUUGGAAAACUACUUCAUAUGGUGGGCAUUCUUCCGACUGACAAGGUAACUGAAGUACAGAGGACAGAUCUUGUUGGGGAAUUUGUUGGUCAUACGGGACCAAAGACAAGGAGAAAGAUUCAAGAAGCUGAGGGGGGGAUUCUAUUUGUUGAUGAGGCCUAUCGACUAAUACCCAUGCAGAAGGCUGAUGAUAAGGACUAUGGUUUAGAAGCAUUAGAGGAGAUAAUGUCUGUCAUGGAUAGUGGGAAAAUUGUAGUGAUUUUUGCAGGCUAUAGUGAACCUAUGAAGCGUGUAAUAUCUUCGAAUGAAGGCUUUUGUAGGAGGGUGACCAAGUACUUUCACUUUAACGACUUUAGUAUCGAAGAUCUUGCCACGAUUCUUCAUCUUAAAAUGACUUAUCAAGCUGAAGGUAGUUUGCUGUUUGGAUUCAAGUUGCAUCCUUCAUGUAGUGUUGAAACUGUUGCAGCUCUUAUAAAGAGGGAAACCACAGAAAAGCAGCGCAAGGAGAUGAAUGGAGGCUUACUGGAUCCAAUGUUAGUUAAUGCGAGAGAAAAUUUAGAUUUCAGACUCAGCUUUGACUGUGUAGACGCCGAGGAAUUACUGACCAUUACACUGGAGGAUUUAGAAGCUGGCCUCCGAUUGCUAUCUCAAUAAGCGGUUGCUAGGCUCAACAAAUAUCAGAAACACAUUAGAAUAAAGUUCUCUCUAAUUACAAGUAAUGAAUAAAAUCUGUUGUCUGUGGUUUCAAUUUCUGAAGAAUCAUGGCUAUCAAGUUUAAGAUCUGCAAUGACUUGUGGCGGUUUGGCAAUGGAUUGGCAGAAUCUUGAUCUUGGAUCUCACUUGUCCCAUUUUUUGUUUACCUUUGUGGUCAUUAUAAUUGUUUGUUCUUUAAAUUUACUUAUGCCCUUUUAGAGUCUAUACAUUCUUUAUGUGAUAGGAGAAUUCUUUGUGAGGAUGUUUAUAGAUUUAUAGGAGAGUAGAAUGGUGGAAUGUAUUCUAUAUUCUUUAAUGACAAUAUGCUGUCUCUAUAUGUAAUUCAUGAAUUCCCACCUCUCCAGUCAUUGGAAAAUUCCAGUUUUUACUUGAA